Messenger RNA from Bipolaris zeicola 26-R-13, 438 nucleotides. RefSeq lists its product as uncharacterized. The transcript is spliced from 2 exons. Gene Ontology annotation, biological process: regulation of DNA-templated transcription. NCBI's taxonomy places the organism in Eukaryota, Fungi, Ascomycota, Dothideomycetes, Pleosporales, Pleosporaceae. Gene Ontology annotation, molecular function: DNA-binding transcription factor activity. The record is from RefSeq and is a predicted model, not a curated record. The coding region runs from base 1 to 438 and encodes 145 amino acids.
AUGUGUGCUGAGGACGUGUAUCAUAACCAGCGGGUCAAUCCGCAACAGCCAGUAUCAUCCACCAAGCAAUCGUCUACACAUAGUGGGCAAACAUCAGAAACUGACAAGAACGAUUGGUCCGACGUCAGUGACCGCAGUGAGCGACGAAAGAUACAAAACAAACUGGCUCAAAGAAGAUUCCGUGACAGAAUAAGGGAGCAGAGGGAGGAGGCCGAACGAGAGGAAGAGAACCAACGAAAAGCCGGAGCCUCAUACGCACAACCAAAGCCCGAAGAAAUCGAUACCGACCAUAGCCUUUCUGGUUUACCCUGGGGUGGCAUUUCGAUGAGACACAUGGUCGAACAAGGAAAGCAAAGACAUCGAGGCUCACAAAAAGACGUGAAUAACGGCUCUACUCAUCACAAUGCAUCAUCCACCGAGGACAAUAGCAGUAAGUGA